AGGCCAGGUUAAAAACUUAUGGGCCUAGCCGGCUAUGUAAAAGCCUUUAUGCUAAGAUGGGCCUCGCGCCACUCUCAGAGGUUUCAUUCAAACCGCCAAAUUAGGUUAAUUUAUACUGAAAGUGAGAUUUCUUUAGGGUUUCUCUUCCGCAUCGUCGUCUCCAGCUCCUUCUUCCUCGGGUGGUUUCUUUUCUAAAUCAGCACUUAGGGAGUAUAAAAUGGGUAGAUGCCCGACUAGAAAAGUGAAGAAGAGGCGUCUGUCUCACAAAACAGCUCGCCGGGACAAAUUCGAAUUGCGGAAACCAGAGGCGGAGGUAAAGCCUUUGCAGCUUGACGAGGAUUUGCCUGGAAUGGGCCAAUUCUACUGCUUGCACUGCGAUCGGUACUUCUCCAAUACGUCCGUGCGUGAUGACCAUUUCAAGACAAAGAAGCACAAGAAACGUGUGAAGAUAAUGAAGGGACCGGCUCCACACUCACAACUCGAUGCAGAUUUAGCCGGUGGAAUGGGAAUGCCGGACAAUGGUCCGAAGCUGAUGUCUGCUUGAGUUUUUGCAAGUUUUUUUUGAUCUUUGGGAUUUUUUUUAUUGUAAAAAUACCCUUUUUAUGUUAAUGUUUUUGAAAACUAACUAUUUUCAAAAUAGCAUGACACUUAUAAUUAUACCCAUAUUUGACUUCUAAACCUACGUCUUUGGUACGAAAGAACUUACCAGUAUGUCAAGUCUACAAACAUAAGUAACCAAACCAAGUUACUUGAUUAC
Molecule: messenger RNA, 757 nt
Organism: Thlaspi arvense
Lineage: Eukaryota; Viridiplantae; Streptophyta; Magnoliopsida; Brassicales; Brassicaceae
Source: the annotation of a GenBank genome assembly